This is a messenger RNA of Venturia canescens, 7765 nucleotides long. Its product is annotated as discoidin domain-containing receptor 2-like. The transcript is spliced from 11 exons. The record is from RefSeq and is a predicted model, not a curated record. Bases 813 to 2720 code for a protein of 635 amino acids. Lineage: Eukaryota; Metazoa; Arthropoda; Insecta; Hymenoptera; Ichneumonidae.
GGAACGUUCUGCUGUCGUUCGGCUCCACGUUCCUUCUCGAACGUAGCGCACCGCAAUACUCGCGAAAUUCGUUACUAGUGUGUACCAUUUGAAAUAAUAAUAUGAAUGAAAACAUUCGCUAACAAUGUUGGAAAUGAUUUUUCUAAUGUGCUCCGCUUAGAGUGAUGAGAAAACGAUAAUUUUAAUAUUGUUGUUGUUUUUUUUACACCGGCGAUAUGAUAAUCGAGUACGCGAAUCCUUGAACAUUCUAUGAGAGUCAUUUUGCUGAUCGAUUUUGACGUAAAUUCAUGUCAAGAACAUUUUUUAAGCGGAAUCGCUGAGUGCGCGUGUGUCAGUGUUCUUUUUCCUCGGUUCUUCUGAGCACAAGCUCGUUAAUCUCAAUCCCAUAUCGUUGGAAUUUUUUUCAAAAUCAUUUUUCAUUCGAUCAGAUGGAUCUGACGGAUAGAACGAGUGAAAUUUGGGCUCGUUUGUAGUUUGUGUCAAUUUGUAGUUCGUCUGGUGACUUGUGCGCGGUUAUAUUUUUUUUUCUUCCUACGCUUUUCACUAAACCCGGAUAAUUAGUGUUGGAGAUAUUGGAUAAUACAUACGCGAGGAGUUGAAAGGAAGUGGGAUGCAAGUGUGAAAAGGGGAAGGACGAGAAAUAGACGGUGGCUUGGUUCGAGCGUGAAAACAGAUUGAAGAUCCGAUCAAAUUUCGAAGCUGUUAUGAGAGACCGAUGACCAGAGAUUCAAGGGCUUACCACCGAAAGGGCUGAUUUGAGGGUAUAGGAGUGAAUUGGCUCGAACGAAGAGAGUAUCUUGGCCAGCACGAUAAUGGACUAUUCGCAAACGUGCCAUCUCUUCUUUUACCUGCUGAUUCUUGUGAGCGCCCGAGGCGGCAAAGCCAUAGACAUAUCACAAUGCAUCGCCCCCUUGGGAAUGGAGACCGGAGUGAUACCGGACGUCGACAUCACCGCCAGCUCGAGCUUCGACAGCGAGAACGUUGGACCCCAUCAUGGACGAUUGAAGCAUGAGCGUCACGGUGGUGCUUGGUGCCCGAGGCAACAAAUCACACCGGAGCCAAAAGAGUGGCUGGAAAUCGACCUGCACACCGUUCACAUGAUCACGGCCACAGGAACACAAGGAAGAUUCGGCAAUGGCCAAGGUGCCGAAUACGCUGAGGCUUACCAGCUCGAAUAUUGGCGACCACGGCUCGGACGCUGGGUCCGGUACAAGAACGUCAGAGGAGAAGAGGUGAUAAAGGGCAACACGAACACGUAUCUCGAGUCAAAGCACGAACUCGAGCCUCCAAUUUGGGCGAGUAAAAUUCGUUUUCUACCGUACGCCUUUCACAUGCGUACCGUAUGCAUGAGGGUCGAGCUUUACGGUUGCGGAUGGAAUGACGGCAUCGUCUCGUACUCCAUGCCCCAGGGUGAUCAACGUGGAAAUUGGGAAUUUUUCGAUGCCACGUACGACGGUUACUGGGAUGACGAGCUUCGCCGAGGACUUGGCCAAUUGACUGACGGCCGCACCGGACCCGAUGACUUCAAGAUGGGAUAUUACGACUACGAUCGAGGCCAGGGCUGGGUUGGCUGGCGCAAUGAUACGCGGAACGAACGUCCGCUCGAGAUCAAGUUCGAGUUCGAUCACGUUCGCGAAUUCUCGGCUGUUCACAUAUUCUGCAACAAUCAGUUCACCAAAGACGUGCAGGUGUUUGCUCAAGUAGAUAUUCUGUUCAGCGUCGGUGGCAAAUGGUACCACGGCGAUCCAAUCGUUUAUUCUUACAUGGAAGACAGAAUAUUCGAGAGCCCGAGGAACAUAAGCAUCAAGCUGCAUCAUCGGAUAGGAAAAUUCGUCAAGCUCAGGUUCUCUUUCGCCUCGAGAUGGCUGAUGAUCAGCGAAAUCACAUUCGAUUCCGACGUGGCACACGGUAACUUUACACCCGAAGCGCCACCCUCGACCGAGGCGCCACGUACGAAGGAUCGAAGUUCCGCAAGGGACACGUUGCAGCAAUCAGAGAUUCCGGUAUCAACGGCGAAGCAGGACGAUCCGACUUACAUGGCGGUGAUAAUAGGUGUCCUGACGGCUGUUAUUCUCCUACUAGCAGUUGCUAUAUUCCUGAUAGUCUCGCGUCACAGACACCGCAAAAAUUUUGCAAGUCCGCUUGGUGCCAAGAGCGCAAUACCUUCGGGAAAUCAUCAGCACUUGUCCCCGGAAUCAGCGUAUGGAACGACGGAAAAAGAUCCUUCGAUAAUGACUUACAGAGUCGAGGAAUACGACGAUCGUUAUGCUGGCACUAAAUUAACCACGUUGCCGAGGGACCUUAACGAUCGUUUGCUCGGUGAAGUAAGACUGGACGAGUAUCAGGAGCCAUUCCAUGACAACAAAUAUCGUGAUCCACCGCACGCGACUUACUAUGGCUACAGCACUGUCGUUAUCGACAACAAGGAUCUACAUGACAACAUCGAACAGUCAGAUGCCACAUACGACUACGCAGUGCCGAUGCCCGUUCCAAGUGUCAGCAGCGAUCAGGACAGCGUCUUCUCAAAGUCAUCCUCCAGAGGCAGCGCAAAGGCAUGCUUGCAGAGCUUUUUUCCGCCACCGCCUCCACCGAUGAGUGCGCCGCCAGCUAGAGGUUCGAGUAAUUUGACAUAUUCGAGCCCGCCGAGUCCGGAGCCGAUUUGCGAGCGAGAUCGUAGGGGCAGUAAGCGCCGGGAGCAUUCUUUGCACAGAUACGCGUAAAAAGGUAACAGGCCAAUAAUCAUCUUUGACCCGAUACACGGACAGCGCACACUUUUACGUUCGUGAAGAAAGGAAGGAUAAAUAAUAUCCUUCGUAAAAGCGUUAACGUUCCGAAAAGUUCAUCGAGUUUUAAGGAACUAUCGAAUAAAGAAAAAAGAAAAAAAAAACUAACGAGCAAAUGCAGCGGCUGAAAAUAAUCGCUCAUCGAACCGUAGAUUUAAAAGUCGAUAAAUUUUUAAACGAAUAUUCAAAUAAUAUUGAUAUUCCUACAAGCCCCGAAUAUACUCGUUCGCAAAGCAUCGACUGUCACAUGGUACACUCUUUUCUCGUAUGUUUUCAUAAACACACACGCUCCUGUAUACAUUCGUAUUUACACACAUACUUAUACAUAUACACACACACAUAUAUAUAUGUAAAUAUACAUAUAUGCAUAGUUCAAUUGCGAUAAAUAAAUCUUCGAGGAAUGUUUCGUGUAUCUUGAAGUUAGAAAUUGAGAGGAAUAUUGCACCUCUCGUAACAUCGAUGCAUUCACGUUGAAGGUUUAAGGCGAGUGAUAAUGAGCAACAAACAUUGAGCAAAACUGUCAUUUUUCUCACUCUCCUCUCUUUCUCUCUCUCUCUCUCUCUCUCUCUCUCUAACUCUUUUACAGAACUGGUAAGGUACUGGGAACAAAAGAAACAGGAAGAUAAAGAUUGAGAGAGAGAGAGAGAGAGAGAGAGAGAGAGAGAGAGAGAGAGAGAGAGAGAGAGAAAGGAAAAGAAAAAGUCGAACGUAUCACAUUUCUGAGAUACACAAUCCCAGCUAACUUGGAUAACUGCUAUCUCUCCAACAAGCGUGUCCGAUUACUCAAACCGAUAGACCCUAAUCGUACCUGGAAUAUGUACGGGACAUAUAUAUGUGACGAGAGCCUGAAGUAGGCGAAAGCAAAAGAAGAAGGAGGAGAAAUUGACGUUAUAAAAGUAACAUAAAUUAAAAGAAGUAACGAAAAAAUGGCAUAUCAGUCGAAAAGGAUUCGAAACUGGUGAGCUCCACCUGAUGGUAUUUUCUGGUAUCCCAGCUCAAGGAGAAAUGAUCCUAAGAAUGAUUCUAGGUUAAUUUUUUCAAUCGAUACUUACGACUACGAAUUUGGAGAUGUUUUUACGCGACUUUCGUAAAGUUUUUCAAUUACGGAAGUACUCUUAAUUUAUAAUGUAUUUUAAAUAAAAGCUGUGAAUUUUAUUAAUAAUCGAAGCCUUCGUGGAAUCGAUGUUUUAGGAAGAGCUACGUAAAAAUUACUCCAAGUAUAGGCGGUAGAAUUUCGAUAACGUUCAUUUCCCUUCAGCUCUAUUCCACUGUUUUACCAGCAUCAGAGCUCUCGUGGUUCAUCCGACAAAGUAAUUUCACUGCCCACCCGAACCGUUCACAGUCGACGCAACUUCUAGGACCAAAUGUCGAUGCUGAGAGCGUUCACAUUUCUUGGAACAAAGUAAAUACGAGAUGGCCACAGAGAUGGAAAUUUCAAAUUUGUCCCUUCUCAAUUUUCUCGUUCGUUUUUAUCCAGGAUUAACCAGAAACUAUCAAAAGGUUCAUCUUUCAGUUCGUUUCGACAAGCGCGCGAUCGUUCGAUCGAGAUUUCUCAUUGAUUUUCCGAAAUUCGAUUGUCCUUCGUAUAUGUAAAUUACACGAAUACAUAAUUAAAAACACAAACACAUAAUUAAAACACAAACACCCACACUCACUCACACACAUACACGAAUAUGCACACAAACACAACAAGACUGACGUUGUCAAACGAAACAUUCGGCAAGCUCGUGUCAUCCACGCGAGCGAGCGAUUUAAUAUUAUUUAUUAUUAUCUUUACCAUCAGUAUGGAUAAUUAUUAAUAAAUAUCAUAUGUCUCGAGUGAGUUUAUAAUUUAUACGAAUAAUGGAAUGAAUGCGAUGAUUAAAAAUGAUGGGAAAACCAGAUUAAAUAAUAUUAUCACUACGAUUAUUGGUAUAAUUGAUAAAUAAGAUAACGAUUAAAUGACGUAACGCUUAGACGUUAUACUUUGACGAGUAUAUAAAGUAUGAAGAAAAAUUUUAAAAAAAGCAGUAUGGAAGAGAAUAAGAGAGCGUGGAAAAACCUAAUACUUUAUUUCUCUAUCUCUACCGACAUCGCCUUCAACUUUAAAGAAAUGAUGAGGAUUGAAAGAAGAUGAAAAAAAAUGAAGAAUACAAAGAAGAAAAAAGAAGGGUGAGGAGAUGAAAGAUGAAGAAAAGUAAACUAAAGAAUCGGGAAUUAUUCACUUUGAUGAGAAUCGACAAUACAGGGAUGAGGCAACAAUAACUAUCGUGUAUGUAAAACCCGACCACAUUGUGAUAUAGAUAAAUGAACAAGAGGAGUAAAAACAUGAAGAAAAACAAAAGUUAAGAAAAAAAAAGAAAAAAAAAAAGAAAAAAUAUGAAUAAAAUCGAAACGAAAAAGAUCGAGCUAUCUGGGAGAGGGAGAAAGAGGGUAAAAGCAAAAAUUACGCAAGACUAGUGACAUGUGGCUCGUUGAAAAAAGAUACAAAUUUCGUGAAAGAUCGUUCUCUCUUUUUUAUUUUUUUUUUUAAAUCUUUCUUACAACGACUUCGAAAACCGUUGAUUAAUCCCGGUAAUCGAUCACAUCGUACACGUAACAUUGGUGACGAAAAACAAAACGUUACGUGGCGUACUGUAUUAGUUCUCCCUCUCGAGAGUCACGUAGAAAUGUAAGAGUGACGAAAAACACACAGACACACAAAGGCACUGACACACAGCUUUUUCGAUUAGUGCUUCGUGUAAAUAAUAAUUAAUAGCAGAAAAUGUGUGAGAAUGGGAAAGUGUAUCGCGUAAAUUUUCUCGAACGUGCGUUUGUAACGUAAUUAGUAAUAUUGUCGUAGGUUUAACGCUAAGUGCGUAACACUUAUCUCGUUAUAUAUUCUUCAACGCGAAUGACAAUUUUUCACACGAUGUUGUAUACAAUUAUUUCACACUAUUUUUCAUCGCAGUGACACGUAAUGAAACAUCGAAAUAUCAUUGAAUUUCGGAACGAAAUGGCGAUUAUUACGCUCCCGAAAAUUUAUCGAAAAUGUAUUUUGUUUUCUCAGAUUUUUUGCACGCUCAUUAUUUCAUGAUGAAAUUCAAGCACGAUAUAUAUUUUUCUGAUUUAUCCAACUCUUCAGAUUUCGUCGGAUCGAAAUCAAACACGUUUUCGGGCAUUGGGAUAAUUGUCCAAUUUGUACACGGUCGAUUCGCCCAAAGCUAUUAUUGAUUGGUAGCAAUUCGCAUGUACACGUUCAUAACGCGUGAUUGAGUCUAAUGACGUCGAAGGAGGGUCGCACAGCGAGAGUAUUUAUCAGUAUUACAGUUUGCAUACAUUUAUAUGUGCACACAUAGAGAACAUUCAUGCCCUAAAAUCCUCACUACUGUGCAUCCAAUUUGCGAAGCUCUCAACAUUCGGCCAGAGAAAGUGUUCAGGUGUGCACUGUGGAUUGUGGAUCUAGCACUGUCCACGUAGCCGAAGUUCGUUUUGUUGCCACCUGAACGAUGGAACUCUGAAUGAUUCGUCUCGACACCUUUACUGAGCUAGAAAAUAAUCAUUGAUUCUCGAAAAAGAAAAAAAAAAAGUGGACGAAAUUUCAAUAAUUAUUGCGAUUCAAUGGUCACAGUAAAAGGAUCCGGCAGUUUAAGCAUAAACUUGCAAAAAACAGAAAAUUGCAUCGUUUUGAUGUUUUUAGUUUCGUUUCUUAUGUGCCAGAAAUGUCACGUGAUUCUCGGUUCAAAAUAUUCCGAUGUUCCUGGGCUUAGUGCACAGGUUUUGAGAGAAAAUAUUUGGCUGGCUGGUGAGGAGAGACGAUCGAGAUGGCGGAAGAGAGAAGGGCCAAAGAGGGGUUGGUUGGGAGUGCAGGGGGAAGGAAAAAAGUGGCUCAUCCUUUAUUCACCUCGGCAGGAUCCACGACGACGGUUGGCGACGACGCCACCGCCAGCAUCGUCGUCGUCGUCUCGCGGUCGAUGGAACGAAGACGAGUUUGUUAAGGUCCACGACCAGCCACGUCUUAGCUCUUCUCGUGCCUCUAUUCCUUGAAUAAUUUCGCAGCUCGUCGUCUCGCUGUCUCUUACAGGAAACCACCACCGUCCCUUUUUUCUCUUAAGAAAUUAAACAAUCUCUCGGCUCAGAGUACUUGAUGGAAGAGAGAGAUAAGAAUGUCCGGUUUUUAAACCACCCAAAGUUGCGAAAUAGAUUAACGAAACCCCCCGAACUACAAUCCAAAGUUCUUUUUUUUCUUUGACAAAAUAGAACAAACUCUCAACCUCGAGUACUUGAAAAAAAAAAUUGAAAAAAAAAAAACAAUAAAUUCAUGACCAAAACCUCGAAAUUCAGCAUCCAAUUAAAGUCGCUUUUUCCCAAAACACUCUCUUACUCUCGCUCAACACCCCACGUCAUUGCAUACUGGAUUAAACCAAGACGAGAUAAAAAAAAAGACAAGAUAAAACGUACUCCUGCGACCUGAGAGAUAGAUAUAUAUCUUUCGAUGUAAAUAGCGACGAUUGUAAUUUAUGUAAACGUUACGUAUUAUAGAACUUUAUAUAUAAAAUACAUACACACGCCCAAGGAACAAGUUUAUUAGGUGAGAAAGGAUGUGACGUAAGAUAUAUGCGAAUGAACGUAUGAGAAUGAUGAUUGUAAAUAUUUGUAUGAUAAAUUAUAAUAAUUGAUACCAGCAACUGAGUGUAAUUAUUACAAUUACAUAUACAUAUAAAAAUCUAUAUAUAUAUAUAUAUAUCUCGAUAUAUAUUAUAUCGAGUACCGAAUGCAUAUUUGAUAUUUGUGUGCCUGUAUCCUUUUGUAUGCUAUAAAAAAUAGAAAAACUCUAUGCAUACCUAUAUGUAACAUAUGGGUAUUAUACAUAAAGUAAAACAGGAGAAAAAGAAAAGAAAACAACCAAGCAAAAGGUAUAUACAUAAGACGAUAUAGUUGAUUACGAAGUAUCGCGUACUGUACACAUCAAAUUAUCGGCGUCCGUGCUUGGACGAAAUAAAACUUUUAGCCAACCGAACGAA